Messenger RNA from Paracoccidioides brasiliensis Pb18, 2145 nucleotides. Its product is annotated as tyrosine/serine/threonine protein phosphatase PPS1. Gene Ontology annotation, molecular function: protein tyrosine/serine/threonine phosphatase activity. The record is from RefSeq and is a predicted model, not a curated record. The transcript has 6 exons. Gene Ontology annotation, biological process: nuclear DNA replication; protein dephosphorylation. The coding region runs from base 1 to 2145 and encodes 714 amino acids.
AUGGCUACCGUGGUGGUACAACAACCCGUGCGACAUUCCUCCUCUUCACCCUCCAUCGCUUCAGCACUUAGCCUCAGCGCCAAUGCACCCCACACCCCGCACACUCACAUCCAAUCUCCAAUCCCAGACAAACAUAUCCCUGUGUGCCCUCCCGGCCCGUCCCCAUCAGCUUCAAAGAUCCUGGCAACACCCCCUACUUCCCCCACACUCAGACACGUCGGCCCUCUCCAAAGCAACUGUAUCCUGUACCCACCGGCCAGCUUCCCAAAACUCCUCGAUGAUCCGCCAGUCUACUCCAUAGAUGCGGAUGCACUAGCCCUGGCAUUGGAUGAGCUCGCUGCCAGACCACUGCCAGACCCGAAACAAGUCUUCCCAUGGCUGCACGGCCUACAUCCGGAUAAUCACGUCCAACUUAGCUUUUUUGUUUCACGGCGGAGAUCUCAGCGACGGAUACCGCGAUGCUUGCGUUCCAUAGCUAUCGUCAAGGUUGGUGGAGAUCCGUCCAAGUCUAGGAUUAAAGGAGCCAUUUCACCGCAGGAGAUUCUGGCGCCGUCUGGAACGACGUUUCUUGAUGCGGACCCCCCUGAAGGCUUCUCUGUGCGGAAUUUCCAUAUUCAAACGGCGAAAUUAGCGCCGCUGUCCGAUAUCAUCGUUUAUGGCGAUGGUGAGGCGGAUGGGAAGGAGGUACUUGAAGUGGCGGGUAAUAUUGCCAAAGCUCAGAGGGAGUGGAGGAGGAAGUUUGAUCCUGGUCAAGAGAAUACUAUGUUUAAUACCUUUCUGCUGAAGAGCUCAUUUCGCGAAGUAGAGGAAAGAUACCCUCGCUUGAUUGCUGUAAAUUCCGAAGGGCAACUUACUGGUCGAGUAAUGGACUUCUUCCACUGGGAACGGUUAGAAAUGGGCAGCAUGGCCGCAGCCUCAGAAAUUGCCACAAAUGUCUGGCAAGGUCCCACUCCAGAUACCAGCGACCGCCCCCUUGAGGAGCUAGAAUUCGACAUUCUCAUCGAAACCCACGACGUCGCCAGCAUCCCCAAUCUCCGUUACCUAUCACAAAUAUCAGCACAGCUGGAAAACAGCGGGAGCCCACAGCGACUAGAAUUCCCAUCAUCAGGCAGUGUCCUCGCGUCCUGGAACCAGGUAGAAGUUUACGAUCUCAUCGACACGUGCAGAUGGAUAUAUCGCAUGGCAAACCCCGAGCGGUCAACUGAAGAACAAGAGCAACCUGUCGAUGCAGACGGGGAUAUCCCCAUGGUAUCGCUCACGCCUAAGGCACGUAAGGUGCUAAUACAUUGCGGAGACGGGUAUACCGAAAUCUCGCUGCUAUGCAUAGCUUAUUUCAUGUUUGCUGAGGGUGUGCCUGUGCACGAGGCGUGGUUGAGAUUGCACUGCGAGAAGAAGAGGAAUUUCUUCGCGUAUCCGUCUGACGUCGCUUUCUUGACGAGCAUCCAACAACGGUUAUUACUCGAGAGCCCUGCUGCUUCAGCGGCUGCCGCUAAUUCAAGUAGUUCUGGAAGCCGCCGUAGCAGCCGCACCAGCAGCAUUAUUCCAAAAACGAUUGAGCCAGGCUGGGUGUCACGGAUGGACGGGUCACUCCCCAGCCGUAUCCUGCCAUACAUGUAUUUGGGCAACUUGGCACACGCAAAUAACCCAGAACUACUACGGGCACUUGGCAUCAAGAGGAUACUUAGCAUUGGGGAGCCGGUUACCUGGCCGCAGUCAGAGAUUGAGAAGUGGAGCGAUGGGCUUAAAGAAGGGAAUGGGUUGAUGAUGGUUAAAGACGUGCAGGAUAAUGGGAUUGAUGAGUUAACGGGUGAGUUUGAGAGGUGUUUGGGUUAUAUUGAGCAGGGCAAAAAGGAUGGAUCUGCGACCUUGGUGCAUUGUCGCGUUGGCGUUUCGAGAUCGGCUACUAUUUGCAUCGCGGAGGUUAUGGCGUCGAAGGGGUUGUCGUUUCCAAGGGCAUACUGCUUCGUGCGCGCCAGGCGUCUCAACGUCAUUAUCCAACCACACCUGCGAUUUGUCUACGAGCUCCUAAAAUGGGAUGAAAUCCUACAACAAAGACGCGACGAGCCCAUCCGGCAUGAGCUGGAAUGGCACACCAUCGCGCGGGAGAUAGCCUUAAUGAACAAACCGUACUCGAAACAGCAGUGA